GACGACGUCUCCGUGCGCUUUUUCAAAAGUGAAUGCACGAAAGAGAUAUUUUUUUGCAGAACUGUAUUAAACCAGGAAACGUACAACAUUUCGAAAUUUUAUGACCACGUUCUCAUGUAUUUAACCCUGACGUAAUCAAACGUAUGACUAAUGAGUGGAGAAGACAAUAGAUGGCCGGAGAUAGCCAUCAUAUAACACUAAUAAAUCACAAACAGCGCACCUUCAUUCACCGGGCGGAUGCAUGCGAGCUUUCAUCCCCUCUUUGAUAUCGGGCGGGCGGCGCAGGCGCAUCGAACAAACAGUCCCUUCGCGACGCACCUCGCGACAACAUGCCUCCCAUGUGGAUCGUACUAGCUUUGCUCCCCAUACUCGGGGGAGCAGAGAGGUUCAACUGUAAAGGUCGCAUAUUGGGCGCGUACUAUGCAGAUGCAAAAUCAGGAUGCAAGGCUUUCCACGUUUGUGUUCGAGUAGCAGGCGGUGGGAUUCGAGACUUCAGAUUCUUCUGUCCACCCGGUACACUAUUUCACCAGGAGGCGCAAACAUGCACCGAUUGGGGUGAUGACGACCCACUAGCAUGUCCCGCUGAUAUCUACGACGGUCAGUUUGAUCUCUACAAGAUAGGAUCCGGAUAUGAUACAAAGAAACUUUCGACUGGUGGAAAUCGUGACGAAGAAGCUGAAUUCGGUCUCCAACGAGCUGAGACCGGAGAUCGUCGUUUGUCCCAAGGACCUAACCAUUCUGCAUCCAAUGGAGCAUCUGAUCUUCGUGCCGCCCAUUCCUCAGAUUUCUUUAGCGGACAACGGGAAAGAGGUCGCGAUGAUUCUUUUCCUACACCAUCUCCAGUUUCCACUUCACCUGUGCGACAAUCGUUUAGAAGAAACUCAACACCUCGACCUUAUACGCAACCGCCCACACAAUACACUACACCCUCUCCGUCUCCAACACAACCUUCAAGCUCGGCUCAGUAUGAAGCUACCAAACGUAAACUAGUAAGAAAACGUCCCGUCUACGUAUCUACUCCUGUUCCGCAGUCGACAUUGGCACAAAAUACUCAAUCUACACAAACAAUUACUAAACAGCCACAACAACCAUAUCAACAGUACCAUCAACAACCACAACAACAAUAUAAUCGUCAACCACAGCAACAACAAUACCAACGACAAUCACAGCAACAAAAUCAGGAACAACCUCAACAAGAAUACUAUCAACAAAAAUCACAGCAACAAAAUCAACAACAACUUCGGCAGCAAUCUAUUUCUCAACCAAAUACACAAAUAAAUCAACAACAGCCACAAUCUCAGGUUCAGCAACAACAAUAUACUCAACAAAAAUCUCAACAAAAUAAUCAACAGCAGUCUCAACAACUACAAUAUUUUCUACAAAAGCCACAGCAACGUGACCAAGAAAAAUCACAGCAACAGCCUCAACAGCAGCCCCAACAGCAGCCCCAACAACAGCCCCCACAGCAGCCCCAACAGCAACAAUAUUUUCAACAAAAACCAUUGACAACAACUCAAGAUAAAUAUCAACAACAACAACCAGAAUAUCAGUCACAACAACAACCAGAAUCUCAAGUACACACACAGCUUCGUAACAACAAUGUUCAGAACAUUAAUCGUCGAAUUGUACCGCAAAAUCGCCAAACCACUUUGGUGUCCACCACUCCUACUUUGCCUCCUCAAUUUAAGGAAUACAAAGAUGAAUAUGUAGAAGUAAGUCGAGUUACUCCUAAACAAAAUAAAUACUUCCCUAGCAACUCUCCAACAACACUCUUUUCGCAGACAACUCCUGCACCUUUUACUAAAAAACAAGGCUUAGUAGAAUUAUAUAAUUACGAUGCACAAUCCACUCCAGGACUAAACGGUUUGAAUAAAAAUAGACAACCGAUUAAACUAGAAACAAGUUUGAGCAUAACUGAUGCUCCAUUUGAACUAAAAGACUUUUUAAAAGCUAGAAAUGUGAACACCAACACUGAUAGCUUGAGAGGUAACACAAAACCAGCCACAACAGAUUAUAACACCGCUGCAACUCGUACAACUACUACUCCAGUUUUUAAAAAUUAUAACAGUGUUACAUAUGAAUCCGAAAAAACUAACUAUGUGUCGUUUUCUAAACAAAAUAAUUUUAACAGCCCUACUACCACCCCAUCCGUUACCACUACUUAUACAACCACGCGUUCAAAUCCUCCAUCAAACCUAAAUACUAUAGCCUACAAUACAAAUUUGGGUUUUAACGCUCACAAUUUUGAUCAUGUUGAAGAAGAUGAUGGUCAGUAUCGCCCUCCACAAGGAGAGGAUGAUGGACAAUAUAAACCAGAGUUAUACGAUCGCGAAUUGUUGUCCGGAGCACAUUCUCUCAAUAUAGCAGCUAGUGGUAACAGAUUACCUGAAGAUCAAAAAUCCCGUGGCAAAUCUCAAAUUUUCAAAUCUUCCUCUCAGACUGCUGUUCCUAGACCAUUUAGACCUGCGCCUACUCCACCUGCACUAUCAACACAAACAACAUUUGUACCUGAACCAACUUAUACUACUACUGUGCGACCACAAACGCGUAAUUUUGAUUUUCAUCAAACUUAUACGACUACGUCAAGGCCAACUGAACCGCCAGCAUUUGUGCCGCAGAAUAUUGCAGCUAUAAACAACGCAGCAAUAAGAACAACAUCGAUACCUAAUACACGUCCAGAAACUGUGCCACCUUCACCACCUACAUUGCCACCAGCGCAUAUCUUACGACCUACUACUAGUACUCGCCCACCGUAUUUCGCGAAUCCAGCUAGCAAAAAGGAAGACACCAGCUACGAUUAUGCAUAUUACGACUCUGAUCCAGGUUUCGUAGAGUAUGAUCAUAUAGAAGAAUUUGGGAGAACUAAAACAAAAGCUUAAAAUUUCUGUUACUUUAACUUAAUUCACUGCCAUUAAAUUAGUCGCCUCUUUGGAUAAAAGUAUAUGUGUUCAUAGCAAUGAAUAAAUAUUUAUAUAUAACUACUAGUAAAAAUAGUACAAUAAUAGAGAUAUUAUUAAUUAUCACAGAAGAAAAUAAAAAUAGAUAAUGCAUAAUUAUCCAUUAUUAUUUUCUUCUUUUUAAAACUCACUGUUCUUCUACAUAGGUGUUGUUUUCUUAUUAAAUUUAUUACGAUUGAAAUAGCUGAUUUUUUGCUUUAAAGUUUAGAUAGUUUAUUUCUCUUAGAUAUAUAGAAUAGAGUUUGCUCCCGUGAUAAUUAAAAUCGUUAUUUUCUUUUCUAAUUUUUAAAAAUUAAAUUCUCGUAUUUCAACGCAUUAUUCGUCGGGACAGAUAAUUAGUUUCACAUGUAUAAUGUCGUAUUUUUCCAAACACAUACAUUCAAAUUAAAUACUGAUCAUUUUUGUAAAUAACUUCGUUAAUUGUUUAAUUAAUAUUAGACAGAAGAACUGAGAAACAAAUGUUUAAAACAUAUAAGUACGAGUAUUCAAAGAGGCUUAUCACUAGUUACUCUAAAUUAUUUGUGAUAUUAUUAUUCUUGUUCAUAUUGGAUUAAGUUGUUAAUAUGUAUCUUGGGUAUUAAAGUUUCAGUUGACCACUCUCUUUUCUAUUUUUUUAGUGUUGUUUUAAAGCGGUUACCUGAAACUUCGUGAAUGAAAAGAACAUCUAUAGGUAUAAUAAUGUGAGAUUGAGUUGCAUGCAGGAGUAGAUAUUUAAAUAAGCCUAAUUGUGUACAAACGCUUGAUAAAAUCGAUGUUUAACAAAUAAUUUAUGGACCUAUUUCCUAUCUUUGAACAUAGAUUGUAAGUUUUAAGGAUAGAUUGUAAUAUUUCAUUGUAAAUAAAGUUUUUAUAAAGACAAUGGUUUGUGCAAUUUGUGUCACCUCUCAAUGCUUGUGGGAAAACCGUACCACCAAACAAUUUAGACAACUGUUUGCUUGAUCUAGGGAAGUAAAUAAACAAUACACUCAGGUAGCUAAUUGGCAGGAGAAAAAAAUACAAUGAUAUUUUUUUACUGUUUAAUGUAGAUAGGUAUCAAAGUUACUGCUGGCUUUGUUAUGUGGAUCGUAUAAAUAAAUGAAUAUGGUUAUUAUAAUUGAUUGCUGUAUAGUUCAGUCAUUAUGGUUCUAUACAAAAAUGUACAACUACACAUUCAUUACGAAUGGAGAAUGCUACAAGUAUAACAUCCGCCUUUUGUAUCAUAUUUU
Messenger RNA from Galleria mellonella (greater wax moth), 4162 nucleotides. RefSeq lists its product as uncharacterized. The record is from RefSeq and is a predicted model, not a curated record. Gene Ontology annotation, cellular component: extracellular region. The coding region runs from base 330 to 2879 and encodes 849 amino acids. The transcript has 5 exons. Gene Ontology annotation, molecular function: chitin binding. Lineage: Eukaryota; Metazoa; Arthropoda; Insecta; Lepidoptera; Pyralidae.